Cricetulus griseus (Chinese hamster) is the source of this 1772-nucleotide messenger RNA. NCBI's taxonomy places the organism in Eukaryota, Metazoa, Chordata, Mammalia, Rodentia, Cricetidae. The record is from RefSeq and is a predicted model, not a curated record.
UGAAGGGAGGGGUGUGGCCUGGAGUUCCCAGGGACUCCAGCCUGUCCUGGUGGUUUCCUUGGGUGUUCUGAACAGCUGUCCUGAGAGUGUCCCUGGGGCUGGGGACUAUCUGGGGGGUGGCAAUUGCUCCCUGUUGUCUGGGGGCCUGACACAGUUUUGGGGAGAUGUGGGUGGUGACAGGGCCACCACCCUGCACUGGGACCAGACUCUGGGACAGUGUCCCCUGUGUCUUUCUGUCUCUCUCUCCCUAUCUCUCAGUCUCUGUUUCUCUGUCUCUCUCUCUAACUCCCCUCCUCCCCCGGCAUAUCUGCCCUUGGCCUCAUCCACCUUCCUGGGGCUUCCCCAUCAGCCGGAAGUAAGGUCACUCAGUGACUUCUCCCUUUUGAGGCCCUCCCCCUGCCCCCACCUCAAGGCCUUUGACACUCAUACACAGGCAGUUGGUGAGAGUCGUCUCCUGCCCCACACACUGAGCUACUGAGCUGCACUGGGCAGGUCCUCACCCAGGACCUGGCUCCCUGUGAAGGUCCCUAGCCCUUUGCCCCUUCUCCAGCAAGUCCCUCAACUCAACAGACAUGUGCCAGCGGCUCCUCCUGUCACUCGCUCUCUGGGCUAGCUGCUCCCCUGGCAAUACAGGGACAGCCCUAGCUGCUCUGAGCCAGCCCAGGGUACGAUGCCGUGCCUCUCGGUACCCUGUGGCCGUGGACUGCUCCUGGACGCCAUUGCGGGCUCCCAACUCCACCAGAGCCAUGUCCUUCAUCGCCACUUACAGGCUCGGUAUGGACGCCCAGCAGCAGAGCCUGCCCUGCCUACUGCCGACCCCGCAGGCCACACAGUGCACCGUCCCGGACGUACACCUGUUCUCCACAGUGCCCUACGUGUUAAACGUCACUGCGGUGCAUCCCGGCGGCGCCAGCAGCAGCCUCCUGGCCUUUGUGGCUGAGCGGAUCAUCAAGCCCGACCCCCCGGAAAGCGUGCGCCUGCGAGCAGCCGGGCAGCAGCUGCAGGUGCUCUGGCAUCCCCCUGCCUCCUGGCCCUUCCCGGACAUCUUCUCUCUCAAGUACCGCGUCCGCUACCGGCGCCAUGGAGCCUCUCACUUCCGCCAGGUGGGACCCAUUGAAGCCACGACCUUCACCCUCAGAACCACGAAGCCCCACGCCAAGUACUGCAUCCAGGUGUCAGCCCAGGACCUCACCGACUAUGGGAAACCAAGUGACUGGAGCCUCCCUGGGCAAGCAGAGAGGACGCCCCAGAAGCCCUGAAGAGGGACUAGGUCCUUGAUAGCAGACCUUCGUGUGCAGCCUUAGAUAAUUGACUUCACCUCUCUGGACAAUUUCCAAACCUGUGGGGAUAGUAUUUCUCCUUCCAUAGGUGCCGGGCUUUGUGAACUGUAAAUAUGAUUCGAUUAGAAAUUUUUAACAAAUAAGAAUUCUUAGUCCGACAGUGGUGGAGCACGCCUUUAAUCUCAGCACUUGGGAGGCAAAGGCAGGAGGAUCUCUGUGAGUUCGAGGCCAGUCUGGUCUACAAGAGCGAGUGCCAGGGCUACACAGAGAAACCCUGUCUCGAAAACCCAAAACCAAACAAAACAAAAUUAUCAUCAUUAUGGGAGGGGGGGCAUUCGAGACAGGACUUCUUUGUUUAGCCUGGCUGUGCUACACCAGGUUGGUCUCAAACUCACAGACAUCCUCCUGUCUCAGCCUCCCGAGGGCUGGGACUAAAGACAUAUGCCACCACCGCCCGACAAUAAUUAAAAGUGUCUAUUUUUAAACUUUAAA